AUGCCUACCAAAUCACCCUAUCCCGACAUCCACAUCCCAAAUGUCGACCUCUGGGGCCUGAUGUUUGAGCAGCCUCGAGAGUUUGCCGACUCUCAAGUGAUAUAUCGCUCCGUGGACUUUUCCCGUCAGUACACGUGGGCCGACGUCAAGGAAGCUGCGACGGCAUUCGGCAGUGGUCUUCGAAAUCUGUGGGACUGGCAAAAGGGCGAUGUGCUCAACAUCUAUGCCCCGAACGAUGUCGACUUCGCGGCCGUCGUCUACGGCGUGUUUUAUGCCGGAGGUGUCGUGUCUCCCGCCAACCCAGGGUAUUCGGUAGACGAACUGGCGUUCCAAUUGACCAAUUCUGGAUCCAAGGCCAUUGUCACCACGAUUGACUUCCUAGCGACCGCCUUGAAAGCAGCAAAGCGGUCUAACAUUCCAGAAGACCGUGUGAUAUUGUUAGGUACCGGACGAGACCCGGCCCACAGAAUCAAACACUGGACCGACAUUCGCAAGACAAGUGGCUCGAGCCGUUACCUACGACGGAAAUUGGACCCUGACAACGACCUCGCUUUCCUGGUGUACAGCUCAGGGACAACCGGCCUACCGAAAGGGGUGAUGCUCACCCACCGCAACGUCAUUGCCGAUGUCCUCAUGAUCCACGGAGCGGUCGGGAAGUGGUACUCCAGCGGAAAGGACAAGAUUCUAGGAGUAUUGCCUUUUUUCCAUAUUUAUGGGCUGACCGGCCUCGUCCAUCAGCCCUUACACCGGGGCAUUGAGCUGGUGGUCAUGCCGGCCUUCAACCUGGAAAUCUUUCUCAAAGCCAUCCAGGAGCACAAGAUCACGUUCAUUUACGUGGCGCCGCCAGUGAUUGUGCGAUUGGCUCGAGAUAAAGUGGUAGACCAGUACGACCUCAGCACCGUCCGGAUGAUCACGAGUGGAGCGGCGCCUUUAACUCGAGAGCUGGUGGACGCGGUGUACAAACGAUUGAACAUCAAAAUCAACCAAGCAUACGGACUCAGCGAGACAAGCCCCAUGACGCAUACUCAGCCAUGGGACGAGUGGUACUCUUCAGUGGGCAGUGUCGGCAAAAUGUUCCCCAGCAUGACUGCCAAAUACAUCUCUCCAGACGGCGAUGAAGUCGGACCCGGUGAGACGGGUGAACUGUAUCUGUCCGGUCCCAAUGUGUUCAAGGGCUAUUGGAAGAACGAAGUAGCCACCAAAGAGGCCCUGACGCCAGAUGGGUAUUUCAAGACGGGCGAUGUGGGAUUCCAAGACAAACACCACAACUUUUAUAUCACCGAUCGAGUCAAGGAGCUGAUCAAGUUCAAAGGGUUCCAAGUGGCUCCCGCCGAGCUCGAGGGCAAGCUGAUGGAUCACCCUGGGAUCAACGAUGUGGCAGUGAUCGGGGUGUAUGAUGAACAGCAACAUACCGAGGUGCCGCGAGCCUAUGUGGUGGCUGCUCCGGGAAAAGCCAGUGAAAAGGAUGCGGCAGAGAUUGUGAGCUGGGUGGCAGGGAAGAUGGCCAACCACAAGAGGCUACGAGGAGGAGUGCGGUUCAUCGACGAGAUUCCCAAGAGUGCGGCAGGCAAGAUUCUGAGGCGGGUUUUGAAGGAGAGGGCGAAGCAAGAGGACGCGGGCAAGUCUGUGAAGGCCAAGCUGUGA
This is a messenger RNA of Capronia epimyces CBS 606.96, 1644 nucleotides long. RefSeq lists its product as uncharacterized. The record is from RefSeq and is a predicted model, not a curated record. Gene Ontology annotation, biological process: secondary metabolic process. Gene Ontology annotation, molecular function: CoA-ligase activity. The transcript is spliced from 3 exons. Bases 1 to 1644 code for a protein of 547 amino acids. Lineage: Eukaryota; Fungi; Ascomycota; Eurotiomycetes; Chaetothyriales; Herpotrichiellaceae.